AUGUGCGUCGGUUCAGGAUCCGGUUUAUGUCGGUUAAGUGAAUUAACAUCCGCUCAACUUGGUUUUACCAGACAAUUGGUACUUUCAUUUUUGCUGUACCGUGACAAUAAAGUUCAUCAUACAGCUCUUCCGCAUAUCACUCUGUUGUUUGCUGCCAUAUGCUACAUUAUUGUGGGCAGUUUAUCAUUUACAGCAUUUUCGUACAUUGAUGAUCAUACAGAAUUAGAUAGCAAUAUAUUAGCUGAAAUGAAGAAAAAUUUAACUGCUGAAACAAUUCGACCACGUUCAAUGAAGGAACGAAAAGUAAAUUUGGAAAAGUCAUUGGAUAAUUAUGCUUCUAAACUUCACAAAAUAUUUCAAAAAUAUAUUCGUCAAUCGUUUAUGCAAAAGCCGACAAUUAUAGAAAGAUUACAUGAAAAGGAGUAUGUGACCUCGAAAUUAAUGUGGAAUUUAUUCUUUGCAGCAACUGCGCUAACAUCAAUUGGAUAUGGUAGUAAUGUUUCUGAUUCAUAUUUUGCUCGCUUUUUUAUCAUCGUUUAUCUAUUUAUUGGCAUUCCAUUGUUUCUCAUUACACUUACUGAUUUAGCUAAAUUUUUUACCGAAUUUAUGAAUCGAUUAUAUGCAGAAGUGUUAAAGCAUAAAGUUAUUACAAGUCGUAGACUUAAAAGUCGUUUCGAAGUGCCAAUCGAUGAAAUUAUUAUUUCCGGUGGCGAAGAUGAAGUGGCAGAAUUUUUAUGGGCUAAUUUGGAGAAUGCGCAUUUUGUUGAAGUACCUUUUAUUGUAAUUUAUAUUUUGCUAUUUACAUAUGUAAUUGGUGCAAGUUACCUCAUUUCAUGGAUCGAAGGAUGGAGCAUUUAUGAUGGUCUUUAUUUUGUUAUAAUAUCAAUGCUUACAAUCGGUUUCGGAGAUUUAGUACCUCGGAACCAAUCGUUCAUAUUGCUCACAUUAUUGAUCAUAUUAUUUGGAAUGAUUUUAGCAACAUCAUUUCUUGAUGUUAUUGGCUCAUAUUACAUUGAUCGAUUACACUUCUUUGGGCGUAAUCUUGAUCUUGAAGAUUCACUUGAAUGGCUCAAAAAAGUUCAACAGCGACGUCUGAUCGCAAUGAAACGUGAAGCGAUGCGUAAAUUAUUCGAAACCGUCUCUUCGCUACAACAUAUGGAAAUUGAUUUUCGGUUACAACAAAAUCGGACCGAAAUGAAUAAUACGCUAUUAAUUGAUCCACCUCAUCCACCACGAAAUUUGCGAGCAAUUGAUUCAACAGCCGAUUCGAUAGCUCUUACAUGGGAUCCUCCAUCACAUGAUAAUGAAGGAAGGCUUUUUUGGUAUACGAUUGCUUAUCAAAUAAGAACACCUCGAAAACGAAAUAAUCCGGUAAAAGUAAUUGAAUUUAUCACUAAUGAACAAUAUUUGGUUACCGGUUUGCGCUCCUUCACACUUUACUGUUUUUCGGUUACAACAACAACCAGAUUGGGAAGUAGCAAACCAAUUACAUGCUAUGAAUAUACUGAACCAUGCACUGUUCCACAGUCACUAUCAUUGGAAGCAUUAAGCUGUGAAACGGCAACAUUUAUCUGGGAUUCUCCACAUAAAAAUAUUGGACCUGAGAGUUACGCACUUUUAAUCAGUAAAGAGCCUGCACCACAAUUCUCUUCUUGGCAACUUUAUAGUUGUGAUAACAACAAAAGUUUUACAGUAACUGAACUUUUACCAAAUACCAGGUACAUAGUUUGUGUUAUAGCGAAGCAUAAUUCUGGUUUAGCAACAGUGUCGAAAAGUUUACGAUUUAAAACAAAGAAACAUUGGUUUAGUGGAAAUUCCAUUCAUCAAUCAUCAUCAAAUAAUUCGAGAAUGCCUUGCAAAUCAUCAUUUUAA
This is a messenger RNA of Acanthocheilonema viteae, 1872 nucleotides long. The record is from the annotation of a GenBank genome assembly. NCBI's taxonomy places the organism in Eukaryota, Metazoa, Nematoda, Chromadorea, Rhabditida, Onchocercidae.